CAACAACAACAACAACAACAACAACACGUGACCAUGUCAGUAUUUCAUCUUUUAAAGUUGCACAUUUGAACCCUUGAGUAAAAAAUGAGAGUUGACGUUGGUCGACUGUAUGAUGCACUAGUUUACCACUGGGUGGCGCUGAUGGGUAAGGUGUGGAGAAGUAAAAGGGAAAACACUUCAAAGAUGAAGAAAAGUUUCUGAAAAAACAAAACAAAACUAAACCAAAAAAAGGCCUGUGGUUCAUUCAUGAACAGGGAUGAAAGUAAGAGUAAAUCAAACACGAAGGUCGGGGUCGGCUUUGGUAACAAAGACUCACGGCAGCACGAGCUGGAAUGAUGGACUGGGGGAGGGGUGAGGGGGAGUGAGGGGGAGUGAGAGAGGAGCUGCAGACUCAGCUUCACUCCUCCUCUGCCAACAAACAUCUGUAGCUCAGGAGAUGGGACGCUGAUCCAGAGGGAGGGAAGGAGAGAGAGAGGGAGAGGGAGGGGUGAGAGAGAGAGAGAGAGGGAGUGAGAGAGAGAGGGGGGAGAGCCGUCAUGCCUGUGGUGGAGAUCAGUCCACAGACGAUGGCUGGUGCUGCCACUGUGUGGUGAAAGGGAAACAUCGACAACAGGAGACGACGUCUGUCUAAGGUCCACUCUGAGACUCUGGGUCCUCAGUCUGGAGCCAUGUCUCACGGCCGGAGCGGGCCGGUCCUGCUGGGUCUGGAGGUGGUCCCGCUGAUGCUGGUCAUCCUGGCGUGUGGAGCUGCAGGACAGAUGAGUGACCAGAGGGACGCCGGCUCGUCCUGCUACGGGGGCUUCGACCUCUACUUCGUCCUGGACAAGUCUGGCAGCGUCCAAAACUACUGGAACGAGAUUUACUACUUUGUCGACCACUUGGCUCACAAGUUCAUCAGUCCUCAGCUGCGGAUGUCUUUCAUCGUCUUUUCCACAGAGGGACGGACUCUGAUGCCAUUAACAGAAGACAGAGAGAGGAUUCGAUCGGGACUGGAGGAGCUGCGGAUGGUGCAGCCCGGAGGAGACACCUUCAUGGACAAGGGUUUCCAGAGAGCCAGCGAGCAGAUCUACUACGGCACUGGACACGGUUUUCGAACAGCGAGCGUCAUCAUCGGCCUGACGGACGGGGAGCUGAGGGAGAACCAGUUCGACCUGGCCCAGAGGGAGGCCAGCAGAGCCCGCCAGCUGGGGGCCACGGUCUACUGCGUGGGGGUGAAGGACUUCAAUGAGACGCAGCUGUCAACCAUUGCAGACAGUCAGGAUCACGUCUUCCCCGUCAACGAUGGGUUCGAGGCCCUGCAGGGCAUCAUCGACUCGAUCCUGAAGAGAUCCUGCAUCGAGAUCCUGGCCGUAGAACCGUCCAGUAUCUGCGAAGGAGAGUCUUUCCAGGUCGUGGUCAAAGGAAACGGUUUCCUCCACGCCAGAGAUGAACAGAAGGUUCUGUGCAGCUUCCGCAUCAACGACACGGUGACGAUAAUGAAACGGCCUCUGGCGGUGAGAGACACCUAUCUCCUGUGUCCGGCUCCUGUUCUGGAAAAAGAAGGAACGUCGGCGACUCUCCACGUCAGCCUGAACAACGGCCUGAGCUUCAUAUCCAGCUCAGUCACGAUAACUGCCAUCACCUGUUCCGACGGGACGUUUGUGGCCGUGGCGCUGCUCAUCCUGCUGCUGCUGCUCGCCAUCAUUCUGCUCUGGUGGUUCUGGCCUCUGUGUUGCACCGUGGUCAUUUACGAGCCUCCUCCUCCUGUGAUAGAAGACGACUCUGAGGAUGAAGAUGGUUUCCCUAAGAAGAAAUGGCCGACGGUCGACGCCUCCUACUACGGAGGGCGCGGCGUUGGAGGCAUCAAAAGAAUGGAGGUCCGCUGGGGAGACAAAGGCUCCACGGAGGAAGGAGCCAAACUGGAAAAAGCCAAAAAUGCCCGGGUGGUGAUGCCGGCCGAGGAGUUUGAGUCCCCGCCGCCCAGGCCCUGCUACAACACGCACAAAACCAACCGCCCUCAGAAGUGGUAUUCUCCCAUCAAGGGGAAACUGGACGCUCUGUGUGUUCUUCUGAGAAAAGGCUACGACAGAGUGUCGGUGAUGCGUCCUCUCCCAGGAGACAAGGGUCGCUGCGUCAACUUCACCCGCAGUAAAUCCUACCAGGGUCCGCGCUACCCCAUCUACCACCACCCGUCUACGCCCGUCUACUCCCUGCCUCACGCCUACCAACACGACCCACCAGACGGCAGCCACUUCUCCAACGUACCCCCAUCGCCGACGUCCAUACUGCCCCCGCUGCCCUCCACGCCGCCUCCGUCCUCCAGCGGCCCGUUGACGUACACGCCACCUCCGGACAGAGCCGCGUCCCUCGACAACAACCUGCGCUCCAUCUCCGUCCCACCUUCUCCAACUGGCUCUCUGCCCCCCCCACCUCCGGGGCCUGCUCCCAGCAGAGCGCCCCCUCCGUCACGGCCUCCGCCGCGGCCCAGUCAGGACGUGAACUGAGGCUGAGUUUUUUUUUUUUUUUUACUGACUGAUUGUAUAAUGAAGCCGAUUGUUACAAAUAUGCAUGAAAACAACAGAAGGUCCAGUGUGUAAGACCAGGUGACGACCAGGUGACCACCAGGUGAUGACCAGGUGACCACCAGGUGACCACCAGGUGACCACCAGGUGACGACCAGGUGACCACCAGG
Messenger RNA from Cynoglossus semilaevis (tongue sole), 2671 nucleotides. Its product is annotated as anthrax toxin receptor 1-like. Gene Ontology annotation, molecular function: transmembrane signaling receptor activity. Bases 669 to 2483 code for a protein of 604 amino acids. The record is from RefSeq and is a predicted model, not a curated record. NCBI's taxonomy places the organism in Eukaryota, Metazoa, Chordata, Actinopteri, Pleuronectiformes, Cynoglossidae. The transcript has 18 exons. Gene Ontology annotation, cellular component: cell surface; plasma membrane.